AUGCAUACGAGGCGCCUGGUCAAGCGCUCCAUCCUCGGCAGCCGCGUUUACGCCCCGAGUCCGACGGGGGACGGACUCCCGGUGACGGGGGUGGUCCAGGCUGUCAAGCAGGAGGACAGGGACGCGGCGGCGGCCGCCGGGGCCCGGCGCAGCGUCUACACGGUGCUCAUGCAGGACGGGAGCCUGAAGGAGUUCACCGAGGAGGAGCUAGCAACCGGCCACACCGCGACCAAGGGACCGCUCAAGUCCAGCCGGAAGGCAGGCUGA
Molecule: messenger RNA, 267 nt
Organism: Menidia menidia (Atlantic silverside)
Lineage: Eukaryota; Metazoa; Chordata; Actinopteri; Atheriniformes; Atherinopsidae
Source: the annotation of a GenBank genome assembly